This is a messenger RNA of Heterostelium album PN500, 291 nucleotides long. RefSeq lists its product as uncharacterized. The coding region runs from base 1 to 291 and encodes 96 amino acids. The record is from RefSeq and is a predicted model, not a curated record. The transcript is spliced from 3 exons. NCBI's taxonomy places the organism in Eukaryota, Evosea, Eumycetozoa, Acytosteliales, Acytosteliaceae.
AUGUAUGAACCAAUUGGAGAUAGUCAUUCAAGAAAUGAAAAAGAAUAUCUUGAUCAAGAUUUAAGUCCAAUUAUAAGUGUAUACCAACCAGUUGCAUAUUUCAAUUCAUUCGAUAAUUUCAACAAUUCUGAACCAUCUGGAAGUAUUCUCAGUCAAAUUGAUUACUAUAUUGGUCAUAUGGUUGUAACACACAACGACUCAAAGAAAACAAUGACAAAGACCUAUUGUCAGUACACCGAUAAAUCCGAUAACCAAACUCGUAUCGUUUUGAUAAAGAUGAUAAUCGAUUAA